Zeugodacus cucurbitae (melon fly) is the source of this 3946-nucleotide messenger RNA. RefSeq names its product PX domain-containing protein kinase-like protein. Gene Ontology annotation, molecular function: protein kinase activity; actin binding; ATP binding. The transcript is spliced from 8 exons. The record is from RefSeq and is a predicted model, not a curated record. Lineage: Eukaryota; Metazoa; Arthropoda; Insecta; Diptera; Tephritidae. Gene Ontology annotation, biological process: early endosome to late endosome transport; protein phosphorylation; endosome to lysosome transport. Gene Ontology annotation, cellular component: extrinsic component of endosome membrane; late endosome; early endosome. Bases 220 to 2241 code for a protein of 673 amino acids.
UCACAGAAGUGAUUACACAUUUAAGUCAGCAGGUGUUAUAGUGAAAAUUUCCAAUCAAGUUUUUUUAAUAAUUCCUUUUAAAUCGUACGCCAAUACUUUAACAUUUUAACGGGUCAGUGAAAAAAGAGAAUAGCGAUAGUCGGCGGCGGAUGUGCGCUUGGUAUGGAUUGUAUGCAUUGAAAAUGGAUCCACAUUCUAGGAGUACUAUUUGGAAGACCAAUGGCAAUAUUUGAAAGACCCUUCGGUUAUAGACACAAACUCGAUGACACACAGGCGAUAAUUUGCGUAAUUGAGACAGCACAGGAAGUGAACGGCCACACGGAGUAUUUAUUGCGUUUGCAGCGUGGCGCAAAUAAAGAAAAUUGUUGGAAGAUUUUGCGUCGCUACAAUGACUUCGCUGAGUUGCACAAAUGCCUCUGCAUAUCUGGUAUCGAUCUGCCCAUGCCAGGCAAAAGGCUUUUUGGUAAUAUGCGGCCAGACUUCAUAGCUGAAAGAAGACAAGCAUUACAGGUUUACAUAAAUACAGUACUAAUGAAUCCCAUUUUGGCAUCGUCAUUGCCGGCCAAACGGUUCGUCGAUCCGGACAGUUACUCGCAAUCCUUUCAUGAUCAAGCAGUGCAAAAUGCUAUGCUAUGUUUACGCAGCGAGGGUAUUUGGACAUUGGGCGGCACACUUGGUCCCAUAGGUUGGCGUUUACGCAAACAUUACUUCAAAGUAUCACCGAAGCCACCAGAAAAGACUGGCAACAAGUUACUCGUAAAAAGUGGCUCACAAACACAUCAAGGCAAACACUUUGCUGCGUCGAGCAGUAAUGGUGGUGGGGGUGGUGGUAGCAGUAGUGGCUCAAUAGAUGGUGGCAAUUUAGAUCCGUCUGAGCUUGUUUUAGAAUGGAUCGAAUAUGGACCCGAUAAGUAUAUAGACGAAAAGGAAAUGAGUGGCAUACUGAAGAGUCUAUCAGGUUUACAGCAUCCACAUAUUGAGCCAAUCGUGUAUGCGGCACACAACGAGAAUGGCUGUAUAGCUGUGCGUAGAUUUUAUAAACAAGGCACAUUGAAGGAUAUAUUAUGUAUGGCAACGCCAAAAAAUCCAUUCCUUAGUAAGUACGGUAAUCCAAAGGGCCGAACGGCGCUAACCAUGAAACAAGUAGCGAUCUAUGGACGUCAAAUACUGGAGGCUUUAAUAUUUAUACAUUCAAAAGGAUAUCCAUAUGGUCACUUACAUGCCGGCAAUAUUGUCAUCGUUGACGAUUGCGUAAAAUUAUUGGACAUCGAGAAUUACGUUUUAGGCGUACCCGCAUUCUAUCGACCUUUCUUUGUGCAGCACAGUAAAAUCCACUCUGUCGAAGCUAUAGAUGUGUACAGCUUUGGACAUGUGCUCUUCGAAAUGGCUAUGGGCUAUCCACUGCAGGAAUCGGUAGUGCGUCAAAUUAACGAAUGUCCAGAAUCUUUAAAGAACCUCUUGGAGAGUAUACUGUCAAAAGAGUCAGUUAGAGCUGGUUUACCAACGCUACAGCAACUCAUUAGCCAUCAAUUCUUUGCGCAGCAUGCUAGUAGUGCGGCUGGCGGGUUUAGUUGUUGCAAUGAAGAUUCACGGCGAACGCAUUUUAAACUCUCACUAAAUGCCAAGGAGUUUUUAAAGCAAGCCGCGCUGAAAGCUGAGUUAAGACUGCGUGAGGAACAAAAAUCUGUUAAAAAUCAAAAACGUAUUGUGCGUGUGCAGGAGAUGAUGAGCUCCGAGGAGGAGAAACGCAAAUCGAAGCAGAGAGCGAAACUUGAGCAUAAACAGUCAAAACUGAAACAACAAGGUUCACUGCAAGCGGGCAAUGGGCGUUUAUCACUUUCCGCCGCUAGUGGCUCGGCAGCGCUUGGCACUUUUGCCGCUGGCGUCGCACCAUUCGAACGCACGGACAGCGUAUUAAGUAUGCAUAUGCCAAAGGAGGUGAAUACAGCGCCUUCUACUGCUUCCAACACGGACAUAAAAUCUCCACCACCUACUCCAUUUGUGCAACAACAUGCACAAGCGCAACAACAGCAACAAGAGCAGCAGCAGUCGCAACAACAACAACAACAACAUUCUGCUACAAAACAAAUAACUUUUUUGGCAAAUAUCGAACGUCAAGCAUCAACACCAAAUAUUUCCACAGACACCGAACAAAGCGGUGAUCCCACACGUUCGGCACUCCUAGAGUCGAUUUGUAAAUUUAAUCGUGGCUCAUUGCGUAAAGUGCGCUCUAAUGACUAGAAAUAACUAACCAAAAAAUAUAGUACAUAGCAUAUACUAUAAAUAUGUAUGUACCAUAUGUUAUAAGCGUGCUGAAGAGGACGGGAACCAACUGUUCCUUUUCAUAUUGUUUCAUGCACAAUAAUUCCAGCCAAAUUCAAUCACCACCUCCAGAAUAAAAGCUUUUAUAUAAUAUAACAACACUUUCUAAAAUGCAGCAUCUAAAUAUUUAAUAGUGAAAUCAAAAAAAGAGAAAAUAGAAACUCAAAGUAAUCGAUAAUAUAUAUGAAUUUUACACGUGCUAGUAUCGUUGUUAACGUACAUAAAUGUAUUUAAAGUAAAGUAUCAGAACCACUGUUUAAUGUCAUAAUACUAACUGUAAAACUGUAUUUCACCAAAUAUGUAAACAAAAUAGUGAUUAAUAUAGUGGAAUUCAUAUAUAUAUAUUUAUGUAUAGUCUAUACAUAUGUAUGUACAAUUAAGUGUGGUGUUGUCUUUGUAAAGCCUCCAUUUACGCUUUUUACAUAUUUGUCACAAUUAGUCAAAUGCCAUGGAAAAAAUAUGUAUUAAAUACUAGUGUUUUUUAUACAGUUAUGUUUUAACUUUUAUUAUACAAUUUUUUUGAAAUCAAAGCUGUUAUAUAUUUUAACUUUUUUUCUACAAAUUAUUUGAAAAUUUAUUAUUUAUGAUGAUAAAAUGAUUUAAAAAGAAAGCAAACUUUUUUGCGCAGCUCUUUUAUCCAACUUAUGGUAUUGUUGUUCAUUAAUGAUUUUAAAGACUUCGAAAAAAAAAUUCUUUUAAAUUGCUUUUAUUUAAAACUGUAUGCCAAAAAUAAUUGUUUGUGUUUAACAUAUUUCUCGAAACAAUGUUACUUUAUUCAAAACUUUGUUUUUUUUAGACUUAAAUAUGAUUUUGUAUAAUUUAUAUAUUCUUCUGUAAACAGUUUUAUUCUAAUUUUAAGUAUAAUUUUGUUCAAUAUUUUAUACUCGAAACUCAAACCGAAAUUUGUACAUACAUACAAGAAAAACAGUUCCUUCAUAAACAACAAAUUUUGAAACAACAAAAUGCGUAUUAUUUUCUUUCAUUCCAUUUAAUUUAUUUUUUUUUAAUGUUUUAUUUUAUAAUAAUGAUUUAAAAAAAAUAUUUUUUUCACAAUGUGUUCUUUUUAAUAAUGAUUUAAAAAAAAAAAUUUACCAAUGUUUUAUUUUAUGAAAAUGAUUUAAAAAAGUUUUACAUUUUUUACCAAUUUUUUUAUUUUUUAAUAAUGAUUUUAAAAAACUUAAGGUUAUACCUUUGUUUUUUAAAUUUUAACUUAAAAAAUGCAUACAUUUAGGCGCAUUACCACUAUUUCAGCUUUUUGUAACUGGGAACUACACACUCGAAUAUAACUUCGAAAUUUCAAUAUUUAUGAAAUCUAAUUAUAAACAAUUCCAAAACAUAUGUUUUUGUUUUAUUAAAUUUUUUAUGUGCUUUAAAAUUUGUUUAUAAAUUAAAAUGCUUUAUUUUCAAAUUUUCUUUUAUUUCGAAAAUCACUACACAUUACUUGAGCACAAUUUUACUUAAAUAACAUAAAUUAUUAGAAUAAAGUAAUACUUCGAAAAUCAAAAAUAUUCACCACACAUAUUAGACGCACUAGCUGCGCUCAUUAGAUGAAUCACUCAAUACUCACCAUGAAACUUCCAAUUCCACUCUUUAGCUACGUAUAAAAUAGUAAUAUGAAGAAGCA